Entamoeba dispar SAW760 is the source of this 612-nucleotide messenger RNA. RefSeq names its product rab10, putative. Gene Ontology annotation, molecular function: GTP binding; GTPase activity. The transcript has a single exon. NCBI's taxonomy places the organism in Eukaryota, Evosea, Mastigamoebida, Endamoebidae. The record is from RefSeq and is a predicted model, not a curated record. The coding region runs from base 1 to 612 and encodes 203 amino acids.
AUGGUUGUUAGUAAAAAUUCUUCAACAACUAAUUAUAAAAUAUUAGUCAUUGGUGAAGCUGGUGUGGGUAAAACUUGUUUAUUAACCCGUUUCACAGAAGAUAAAUUUGAUGAACAAGAGCCCUCUACUUCAACGACAUUUAAAACAAUUGAUGUUGAUAUUCCUGAGUGUAGUAAAAUGAAAAAUAUUAAAUUAGAAAUUAAUGAUACAGCAGGUCAAGAAAGAUUUAGGAUUUUAACUUCUUCAUUUUAUAGAAAGUCAUGUGGUAUCUUUUUAGUAUUUGACCUUAGUGAUGAAGAGUCAUUUAAAAAUCUUACAAAUUGGGCAAGGGAUAUUACUUAUUACGCUUCUCCAAAAUGUGUUGUUGUUCUUAUUGGAAAUAAAAGUGAUCUUAAUGACAUUAAAACGUCAAAAGAAGAUGUAGAUGAAUUUGUUAAUGAUAAGUCAUAUAAAAAUUAUUUUAUUUGUUCAGCAAAAACUGGUGAUGGAUGUAAAGAAGCACUAAAGUGUAUGGCCCUCGAAGUGGCUGAAACGUGUGUAGUAGAUGAUACUGAUACUGUCCCAAUUGAAAAUAAAAAACAACAAAAAAAAUCUAAAUGUUACCUUUUCUAA